This is a messenger RNA of Cylicostephanus goldi, 467 nucleotides long. The record is from the annotation of a GenBank genome assembly. NCBI's taxonomy places the organism in Eukaryota, Metazoa, Nematoda, Chromadorea, Rhabditida, Strongylidae.
AUGCGUGAAGCAGCCCUUCUUCAGUCGGCUUGUGCCCUUUCUAUAAUCUCAUUAGUGGCUUUGUACAGCUAUAUUCCGCGGAUGUGGAGCCGAAUGUAUGAAAUUCGCCAACUUCUCAACUCUGAACUUCGCACAUUUUCCGAGCUCGAGUCUAAAGUUUGGCGAGAGCUAAGGGCCGAAGCUCCUCGCACGACUCGCCAAGUUUAUAACUACUGUGAAUGCGAGUACGGUAACGAUUGCCCUCCAGGACCACCAGGGAAACGAGGUGCCGAUGGUAUAGAUGGUACGCCGGGUGCAACUGGACCAACUGGUCCGCGAGGACACCCUGGAAUACUUCCCGAAUUACUCUAUCAAAAACAUGAUGGCUGUAGACUUUGCCCUUUUGGUCCAAAAGGCGCUACAGGAGCUCCUGGUAUAAACGGAGUGCAGGUUGGUAUUAUAUAUAUACAGGGUGUCCCAAAAUAAUG